UGAUCCAAGCAAUAAUGUUGGUUCUAAGAAAGCGGCGAGCCCUCGCUCUGCGCAGAUGAAUGCUCACGAUUUGAGUCACAUAUUUGGGGCUGCACAGCCGCGUAGAAGAAAGGCUGUGCAUCCCUUCUUACCUGCAAGCAAGGCACCAGCUCCACCUUUUUUGGACAAAACCCCUAGAGUCAAUGCCAGUCCUCGCAGUUUAAAGCCAACUUUGAAUUCCCAGAAUUCAGAAAAUGCGCGACCAUUGCCGAAAGAUGUCCUGAAAAGUAGUGGACCAGCUUCAGAAAAUCGUAAUGAUGAUUUGGCAAGUAGGGCAACCAGUCCAAUUUUAGGCUCUUCUGGUCCACGUCGGCCUUUCAAAAAGACGCAGGUUGUUAAAUCCACUCAAGCUAGGCAGCAUACUAAAGAUGCUACUGAUUCAUUCUGUGUUUUGUGCUCAAAAUCAAAGCCAGAUGGCAGCGUAAACUGCGUAAAAUGUUUAAAGCCAGUUCACGCAAUUGACAGCUGUUCGGUUCCAGUUCCUGGGAGUCAGGACUCGACAAACCCGAAACGCUUGUGCACUUCUUGCAAAAAGAGUUGCCCAGGUACCGAUGAAUAUUGGUCGUUUGAAAACUGGAAGGGAUAUGGCAAGCCUGUGAAAAAAGGCAGUUACUACGGCAGUCCACAACCGGAUUUAAAGCUGCGUGCAGACAACAAUAUGCAGUCAAAGCUUAAGCCGCUUCAAAAUGGUGGCAACAUGAGCCUACGAGCGCGAAAGUGUGGGAAGGUGACUGUGUCCCUAACCAACACAUGUGGUUUUGAUUCCCUCGUACACGUGUUUGCCACUGCCUAUUGUGAUAGCCCAGCCUUUAGAGAAUUGGCUACUGCAAGCGAGUCCCCAAUUUUGAAGCUAGCUUCGCAAAUUGUUACCAAAGGUGUAAACGAUGCAGCAUACCAAGCCAGGGCCCAAUUGCUAUACGAACAUCUUCCUCACGGAACUAUGUCAAAAAAGCUCGUGACACUUGAUUGCGCCAUGACGCCUGAGUUUUUAGCAGUAAAACUGAACGGACCAGUUUCCAUGUUAGAUGCAGAAACAUGCUCUUCUCAGGUCUGUCCCCGUGAUCGUUGUGGAUCAAAUCUGAUUGUACUUACUGCCAACACGCAAACUCUUUUGAGGGAUGGCAUAGAACAACUUGAAAGGUGCAUUCACGACAACAUGGUAUUUAGUACUUCCCAAUGUAUGCAGCCGUUCAAGGAUGGAUUGAACGACAUCUGUGGUGACCCGGAUUAUGUUACAAACUUUCCACCGGACCCCACGUUCUCCAAAUAUGUACUGUGCUCUGGCGUUGUCGAGCACGUAUACACAAUGCAGCAGACCGUUCUUAUUUCCAUUCCUGGUGUUGGAAAUGAAAGAUGUGGGUAUGAGUAUGAGAGUCAGGGCAAAGGAACGGCUACCUUUGAAACAACAUAUAAGUGUCGUUUAAGUCAGAUACCAAUAUCGCUUGACCUUUUGGGUACUACUUACACUCUGCGAGGAGCAAUUGGAUUCAAUGCACCUUAUGUAGCAUCAAGGCGAUACAACUUCAAGAAGGAGGGAAGGUCAUUAUGUCACAUUCUCUCGACGGAUUGGAGGAAGUUGGCAGAUAUUUGAUGAUCUAAGAACGAAGCACGAAAAUCUUAAAACCGACAAGGUCAUUUCGGUUUGCAUGCUACUCUACACGAUGUAAUCAUUAUUGACAUAUUUGUAACUAACAAUUGUAUUACAAUUCAUAAGCUUUUUUUCUUAAACGAGGUUUUUUAUACAUAAGUGUUAGGUCAUAUAACCCAUGUGCAUUCAAAUUAAUAAACCCGAAUUGAAGACCUAAGAGUGUAAGCAUCAUAACGAAGCAUUGAAUUAAGAACAAUUUCAGUCGGUAAAUAAUUAAAUAAUAAUCUUU
Thrips palmi is the source of this 1916-nucleotide messenger RNA. RefSeq lists its product as uncharacterized. The coding region runs from base 56 to 1630 and encodes 524 amino acids. The transcript has 4 exons. The record is from RefSeq and is a predicted model, not a curated record. Lineage: Eukaryota; Metazoa; Arthropoda; Insecta; Thysanoptera; Thripidae.